This is a messenger RNA of Linum trigynum, 465 nucleotides long. The record is from the annotation of a GenBank genome assembly. Lineage: Eukaryota; Viridiplantae; Streptophyta; Magnoliopsida; Malpighiales; Linaceae.
ACGUACGAUUCAGAUCCAACCCCAUAAACAUUAGAAUUUCUUAGUUCACUUGCAGCCCUCUUACUUUCGUCUCCUUGCAGCAACUCUCAAACCAAACCCCCAAUGAUGGCGACUACCAAAACCUUCUUCAAGCCUCUUCCUUCUUCUGGAUCCAAAUCCCUAAUUCCUUCAACCUUCAGAUCCCCAAAUCUGCACUGCAUACCACAUUCUUUAGCCAAGCGCAUGUCUUCUCUUGCCAUCAGAGCUUCCGCGGCUGCAGUUCCCUGCCCCUCCGACGACGCAUUGCAUCCCAAGUUCCCAGAGCAUUUCAGGGUCAAGAUCAUGUUCGAAUCCCUCCCAUACAUCUAGUGAUUUAGGGGCAAAACAACCAUCAUGAAGUCCGGUGCCGCCGCCAUGAUAGACCAGAAGUUGAAGGCCUCCGUCAUCGUCUCCUACGUCGGCCUCCACCCAAUCCUCGUCCACGGC